Polistes canadensis is the source of this 2723-nucleotide messenger RNA. Its product is annotated as ankyrin repeat and zinc finger domain-containing protein 1-like. The transcript has 13 exons. Lineage: Eukaryota; Metazoa; Arthropoda; Insecta; Hymenoptera; Vespidae. The record is from RefSeq and is a predicted model, not a curated record. Bases 204 to 2582 code for a protein of 792 amino acids. Gene Ontology annotation, molecular function: protein binding.
AGAUGGUACAUACACGGUGAUAUGAUGUAACUUGAUGUAAUCUUUCAUUCUCAUACGAAACGUUACGUAGAAAAUACGUGUGAAAAGAUUAGUAAUUUUUGAUAUCGAUUUGCCAUUGAUCACCUUUCCAAUUUAUUCUUUAUAUCACAUUCCAAAACUUGCACAGUUCUAUUUAAGGUAAAUUCAAUUGGAGUGCAGAAAAAAUGGAUCAUCGAAUGUUUAAAAUUUACAAUAAAGAAGAUUUUGAUCGGAUUACUAAAGGCAUUAAAGUAGCACAAUGCAUGCAAUCACGAUCAUCUUCUGUUCCAGAAAUAGAAAAUAUAUUAACUCAACUAGAGGAAUUAUCUGUAUCAGAUUCGUUGAGCUGUUCUUUUUGUAAUACUGUAUUUGAGGAUAAAACGCAUCAAAGAUUACAUUAUAAAUUAGAUUGGCAUCGUUAUAAUCUGAAACAACAUUUGAAUGGUCUAAAGUCAAUUAAUGAAGAUAACUUCAAUCUUUUAGCAGAUAAAGGAGAUGUAUCCAGUCUUUCUGGUAGUGAAGUAGAUUCUGAAAAUGAAGACGAUACAGGUACUUCGGAAACAGGAGGAUCAUCAAGUCUAUCUACGAAAAAUAACGAAUCAAUGAGUAAGAAUGAAAAUUCAUCUAUUAUAAAAAAUAAAAAACACGAAAGAAAGGGAAAAUCUCAAGAAGUAGUAUCUGAUAGUUCAGACACAGAGUACAAUGAAGAAAUAUCUAAAAAAAAAAAGAUUCAAGAAUUACUUGCUAUUGCUAGUCGUCAUUCCAAAGUAUUUUUUGAAAAUGAUGAUGGAAAUAUAUUUAGUAUAUAUAGAUGUUUACUUCAUAACAAAAAGGAAAUUCCUGAGGUGGACGAUGAGAUGAUAGCUCAGGCAAUGAAUAGUGGGAAGAAAACAUCAUGGACCAUUAUCAUGGUUGGAGGUGGACAUUUUGCAGCAGCAGUUUUUCAAGAUGGAGAAUCAAUUGUGCAUAAAACCUUUCAUUCUUAUACUGUUCGAGCCAAACAAGGUUCUGCACAAACUUCUCGUGACAGUCGUUCAUUAGGCAGUCAUACAAAAAGUGCUGGAGCAAGUUUGCGUCGUUAUAAUGAAGCAUCUUUUAUACAGCAUGUGCAAGAAAUAUUGGAAUUAUGGACGAAUUAUAUCAACAAUUCAUCAUUAAUUUUGUAUAGAGCUGUGGGGCCAUAUAAUCGUACUAUACUAUUUGGUGGUAAAAAUCCACCUUUAAAUAAAAAUGAUUCUAGACUAAGGCCAUUACCAUUUCCUACUCGAAGAGCUACAUUUAGUGAAGUUAAGCGUGUGUAUGAUAUAUUAAGUACAAUAGAAAUAUAUGGUUCUGCAGCAAAUUUUACUGAUUGUUUCCCUAUUUCACCACGACAACCACCACGAAAAAAGAUUUCAAAAAUUGAUUUAGUAGUUGAAGUACCUGAAGAAGAAACAAAUUCAAGUUCUAAUGUAAAAUUCACAAACAAUGUCAAUAGUUUGAAAAAUAAUGAAGACAUUAAAAUGAUAAUGCAAUCAUCUCCAGAAAGGCAACAUAGAGGUUCUCGUGGAAACAUAGACAGAGCCAAACCACGUAAAAGUCCAUGCCGUCCUUUGCCUGAUAUUGUUAUCAAAUUAGCUUUGACAUCUACAGAGUCUGAAACAAGCGAAAACAAUGAUUACACUAAUGAUCAAGUAAAUAUGCCUCUAGUUGAACAUAAUAUGGAAAUUGAAUUCCGAGAACAUUUACUCGCUUUUCAGGAUACUGUACCACGAUAUAUGAAAAAUAAGAAAGCACGUAAACAAAAAAAAAAAGUGAAAAAAAAUCACACUGAUGAGUCUAUAGUAAAUGAAGUAUUACAUAAUGCUAAAUAUCAAUUAUGGAAUGCAUGUAAAUUGGGUGAUAAUGAAUUGUUAACUUCUACAAUAGAUAUUUUAUUAACUGAAAUUAAAAAAUUCGAGUCAACAUUAGGAGAAGAAAGCAACGUAGAUACUCGAACUUCUUUCAAUAUGGAAAGUGUGAUCAAAUUGUUAAAUGAUGGAAAUGAAGAUGGUAAUACAAUGCUUCAUUUAGCAGCUAUUGGAGGACAUUUAAAAUUAAUAUGGGCGUUGUUAGAAAUUGGGUCGAAUCCUUGCAACAAAAAUAAAAAAUUACAAACACCUUAUGCAGCUUCAAAAAAUAAAGAAACUAGAAAUACGUUUAGAAGAUUUAUGGCUGAUUACCCUGAUAAGUUCGAUUAUAGUAAGUCACAAAUACCUGGACCACUUAAUGAUGAAAUAGAACAAGAAGAAACGGAAAAAAAGAGACAACAAAGAAAAGUGAAACGUGAAAAAGAAAAAAUUAAAAAACGAGAAUUUGAAGUAAAAAAGCGGGAAGAAGAAGCAAAGCAACGAUUUUUAAAUUUGAAUGAUAAGGAAAAGAGGGCAUUAGUUGCAGAAAAUAUUACAAAAGAAAAUCAUACUGUCCGAUGUUUUCAAUGUGCUACAGACAUUACAAAUCAGGUGCCUUUUAAUUACAGUUCAAAUUAUUUCUGUUCUAUGCCAUGUUUAAAAGAACAUCGCCUUCAUAAUAAACAAGUUCUCUAAUGCAAUAAAACAUACGUUUAGAAUAGGUUUUAUAAGAAUAGAAAUAGAAAUAAAAUAAUGUAGUAACGUGCUUUAAUUGUAUAAUUAAGCUAAUAUUUUAAGUAAUUGUUCUCAUAAUUCUACAUUAUGCAUAUAAAUAAA